This is a messenger RNA of Lates calcarifer (barramundi perch), 11677 nucleotides long. RefSeq names its product EH domain binding protein 1-like 1b (gene ehbp1l1b). Bases 905 to 10594 code for a protein of 3229 amino acids. Lineage: Eukaryota; Metazoa; Chordata; Actinopteri; Centropomidae. The record is from RefSeq and is a predicted model, not a curated record. Gene Ontology annotation, molecular function: protein binding. The transcript is spliced from 33 exons.
AGCACUGGAGUGACGCAGUCGAGACUCAGGAAGUGACUUGAGUUAAAACUAUGAGCUCAAAAAUUGUAUUUUAAUACACAGACAUGCGUAGAGCUUGAACGCCCCGCAGGCUGCAGCAGAUAAGAGUUUGCAGAGGUGAUUAAGUGAAACAGUCACUGUCAGAUAAGGCUGUUCCAGUGACAUAGACAGUCAGGAUCAAAGUCUACAGGUAAGACCGAAGACUGUUACCUCAGUACCUUCACACACUGUUCUCGUUGGUGAUCAAGAUAAAGAACUUUGCAUACUGCUGCAUCACCAGUAGACACUCUUUGCAUAUCCUGUCUCACUCCCCUGCCUGUCUCUCUCUGUCACCGGCUGCUGUCACUGAAGGGCAGAGGGAGGGUGAACUAGAGAGAACUGGUGGAGACCUAUAUUACAACAACCCCCAGGCUUCACUAAACUGCGCCUGUCUCCAUGUGGAUUACUGCCAGAGAGAGAGAGAAGGAGAGAAGUUGUCAAUGAGAGCUCCUGCAGUUGUUUGGUUAAAACUUCAGCUUCGUAUGAGGCGUUCACGGGCUGCGUGAAAGAUACAGAGCAGGGCGGAAUCGGUUCCUCUUUGCUGAUGGCCUAAUUGCCAGUUGAGUUUCUUUUCGUUACAUGGCGACAUCCCCCUCUCUCUCUGUUUUUAAUCUGUUCAUGAUUCAACUUUCUGCAAAUGAGCGCAAGUCUCAGCUUGUGUGAGGUUCAUCAUCAUCAGCUGCGGCAGCAAGAGAAGAAGAAGAGGAGGAGGAGGAGGAGGAAGACCUUUUAAGGAACAGAAGAAGCGGACAAAGUUGGAUUGUUGUCGCGCGCUGGACUGUGCCAUUUCCUUCUUUUUUUAAAUAAAUCCUGUUUGUUAAGUUUUAUUUUUCACCAGGGGGAAGUUAUGACUUCGGUAUGGAAAAGACUGCAGCGAGUUGGUAAAAAGGCUUCAAAGUUUCAGUUUACUGCGUCUUACCAGGAGCUCGUUUUGGAGUGCACCAAGAAAUGGCAACCGGACAAGCUGAGGGUGGUGUGGACCAGGAGGAACAGACGCAUGUGUUCCAAGCUCCACAGUUGGCAGCCUGGAAUCAAGAACCCUUACAGGGGCAUGGUGGUGUGGCCUGUCCCAGAGAACAUCGACAUCUCUGUUACACUCUUCAAGGAGGCCAACGCUGAGGAGUUUGAGGACAAAGAUUGGACCUUUGUCAUCGAGGGUGAGAACAAGGGGCAUCGCAAGGUUUUGGCAUCAGCUGACAUCAACCUGAAGCGGUUUGCCAGUCCCAUGCCAACCCAGACUGACCUGACGCUGAAGUUGAAGCCGCUGUCUGUCAAAGUGGUGGAGGCCACGCUCAAGCUCUCGCUGUCGUGUGUCUUCAUUCGGGAGGGAAAAGCCACUGAUGAAGACAUGCAGAGUCUGGCUAGCCUGAUGAGCGUCAAACCCGCAGAUAUCGGCAACUUGGAUGACUUCAAUGAGAGCGAUGAAGAAGAGGACAAGAAGUCUGUCACUGCUACAGUAGUUCCACAUACUCUUAUUCGCCCAAAUCGCCCUGCUCCCCCUCCACCUGACAAGCAAAACUCCACUGGACCCGCUUUUCCAGCCUCAGCUGGUGGACGUGAUGGCCGCCCUCCCCUACCUAUCGCCCCCCGCCCCUCGCCCCGCCGCUCCCGACACCCCUUCUCCACCGCCCCUGUCCAAUCAGAGAUCCAGCCUUCCCCCGGCCCCUCCCCUCAGCCCUCACCCAGGUCUAAGCAUAAAAAAACGACCAACCCUGUUCCUCCGGAGCCCCCUGCUUUAUCUGACCCACAGCCCCCAAGCUCCCAGGUCCCAGCAGCACCUCCCUCUGAUGUGUCUCCUGUGACUCCUCCAUCACCUGAACCUUCUUCCCUCCACCCUCCAUCUUUCUCUAAAUCUGUAUCUACUUUACCCUCUGCCCCAGUGGUACUUUCUUCUGUAGUGCCCUCUGUUCCCUCGAAUCCUUUCUUAUCCAGUUACUAUGAAGGUCCUGCACAGUUAAAUACACCCUCCAACCCAUUCCUUAAUUCUACAAGUGCACCUACACCUGCCAUUACUUCUUUAACUCCCAUCCUUCCCUCCAAUCCAUCCCCAGCAACCGAAGCUAUCAUAACAUCAGCUCCUCAAAACACCUCUCUCACCACGUCUCUGACCCAUAAGCCCAUCUCCGCCACCUCCCAGCCUCUUCACUCCAAAUCAUGCUCACCCCUAAAGCUCACCCCGUCUUCUGAGCCCUCGUCCACUCACCCUCCACUCACCCGGACCCUCUCUCAGCCCCCCUCACUUCCCAGAAUCUUCCAGUCAGGCGCAGCAAAAGUUCCUGUUUCAUAUCAACGGCGCCCCCCAGAGGUUCAAACUGUAGAUGAUCCCACUUCAGUUUCUGUUCGUUCCCACAUUUUCAAACCUCAGAUCGUUAAGUCAAUCGCCCGCCCCUCCUCUCCCUCACCUUUUGCCGCUGAUGUCUCUCCUCUGGCUUCAACACCCCCUGUCCCUAAAUCUCACCCCUCUAGCUCAGAGUCAGGUGCUCCCGGGGCUUGGCCGAUGUCUGACUCUGCUCCGAUCGUGGGCGACAUCACCCCCAUCCCUCUCCUGAGCAGUCCGGAUCUCGAUGCUCUCUGCGACCCCGUGGCUCCGACCCUCCCUGCCUCCCUCCCACGCUCCUCGUCCCCUCGCUCCUCUUCCCUCUCCACCUCUGUUAUAUUCUCCUCUCCUCACUCUCAGCUCUCUGUCUCUCCUUCUGCUCCUCCUGCUCAGUCAGCCUUCCCCCUCGCUCAAGCAGACAAGGAAACAACUCCGAGCCCUCUGAGCCGAGGUGAGGAAGUGGCCAACGUCAGAACAUCCAACCAGCCGAUCAGAGCAGCCCAGGACUCAAAGGCAGCCAUUACAGAAAACAAAGCUGAACCAGGAAGGAUCAGUCCCGCCCAGUCCCACUCAGAGCUGAUCAUAGCCCCACCCCCUCCAUGGCCCUUCUCCUGCUGUGAGAGUUCCACCCCCCAGCAGUCCACCACUGUUGUGGCGGCCUUUAUCACUCCUAAACAGCCAAACAGUCAGAUGGAGAUUGAUUUGAAUAAGCCAGUCAGUGAGAUGCAGAGUGUUGCUAGCACCUCUAAGGCCGAAAAGGCGCCACUGGCAAAGCCUGAGCCUGAGCCUGACUUUGACAGCAUCAUCUUUGAGUCGUUUAACCAGAGACAGGAAUCAGGGGGCUUGUUUCUGGAGGAGGAUGACUCUAAGCGGGAUACUAUCAAAAGGUGUCCUCCGGGUCUUGAACAAAAAACCAUUGAAAAGACCUGUGGAGAAAAGCAGUUAGAGCGAGCAGCGGUGCAGAAGGAGGAGGUGAUGAAGGCAGAGCAGGAGAAGCAGAACGAACUGAAAAGACAAGAAGAGGAGAGGAGGAGGAAGGAGGAAGAGCAGAAAGCAGCACUCGUGAAGCAAAAGCAGGAAGAGAGGAGAAAACAUGAGGAAGAGAAGAAGAGGCUUUUAGAAGAGGAGAAGAAGAGGCUCUUGCAGGAGGAGGAGGAAGUUAAGAAGGAGAAGGAGAGAAGGAAGCGAGAGGAAGAGAGACUCCUGAAGGAGAAGAGAGAUAAACAGGAAAAGCUGAGGGAGGAAGAGGAGAAGAAGAAGCAGGAGGAGGAGGAGAGGAAGAAAAGAGAGCAGGAGAGGAGGCUCUUGGAGGAUGAGAAGGAGAAACUUCAGAGGGAGGCGGAGAGGAUGCUUGAGAGAGAGAGAUUCAUGAGGACGAUGAAGGAGGAGGAGGAGAAAAGGAUGGAGGAGAGGAGAGUGCUUGAGGAGCAAAAAAAGAAGAGGGUAGAAGAGAACAAAAGGCUCCUGGAGGCGGAGGAGAGGAGGAAGACGGAGGAGAAACGCUUGAGGGAGGAAAAAGAGAUGGAGCAACAGAAAAUGAGAGAAGAGGAAGAGAGAAGAAAGAAGAAGGAGGAGAGAAAGAAAAAGGAGGCAGAAGAGGAGAGGAGGAGGAGAGAGGAGGAGGAGAAGAGAGUCAAAGAAGCAGCAGAGAGACGAAAGAGGGAAGUGGAAGAGAAGGAGAGACUACUUAAAGAGGAGAAGGAGAGGAAGGAGAAAGAGAAGGAGAGAUUAUUAAAGGAGGAGAGAGAAAAGAUGGAGCGGGAGAAAAAAGAAAAGAGAGAGGAGAAAAGACUUGAAGAGGAGGAGGAGAGGAGAAAGAAAGAGGAGAAAGAGAAGGCAGAGAGGAGAAUGAGGGAGGAAGAAGAAAGGAGAAAGAAAGAUGAGGAACAGAAAAGGAAACAUCAGCAAGAGAAAGAAGAGAUGGAAAGACGAAAGAGGAAGGAGGAGGAAGAGAAGAGGAGGAAUGAGGUACGAGCAGCUCUGGUCUGCAGUCCGGAGGCCAACAGGUCAGACGAGGACAAACAGAGGAUGAGAACUCUGGCUACACCUGAGCAGCUGCCCUCACUAACUCUCAGCCAAUCACAGCCAAGAGAGUUGACGACUCAGUCAAUUAACAAACCAAGCCCCGCCUCCAUAAACUCCUACAAAGACCGUCUGGGGCAACCCUCUCUCACAAAGGAAGGCUCAUUGUCAAACAUUGUUGCCCCCGAAAAGAAAAUAUCUGCCACAUGUACUCCACCUGGUAUCCGUUCAGAUCCUGAUAAACCAAUCACAUUAGAGAUCUUGACCCUGGCGCCACCUCCAAAGAGGCUGUGUGAUGCAGAGAUUCCUCUGUGGGAAGUGCUAGAAGGGAGAAGUGGGAAAGGUACACCUGAAAAAAUCUCUGCCGAGGAGGGUAAAAAACCUUUGUGCAGAGGCUCACACAGAGAAGAUGCUGCUGAGGUGGACGCUCCCGUCAAGCAGGAGCAGCAGCCAAUCACAGCCAAAGACUCAGAAACCGAUCACAUAGUGCCACCUCCUGCUCAACCUGGUGCACCAUCAGUUAAAGAGGAGCCCAAAGAGCCAGAGGGACCCAGGACAGAACUGGUGACCUCACUCAAGGUUUCCCCCAAACCAGCCGGCAAGCUGGCCCUGGAGCCACUGCUUCCCUCAAAAAAAACAGAACCAGAACCAGAACCAGAGCUGCGGCCGGAACCGGUUCUCCAACCAUCAGGGAAACCACAACAGGGGGGAGCAGAUGAGGAGAAACCGGCAGACCGCACGGCUGGUGGCGAGGAGGGUUCUGUCAACAAUAAGGAGCCAGUGUGCGAGGCGGAAAAGCAGCUGUGGGCAGCUGUGGAGGAGACCACAGCAGAGACAGGAGCCGAGAGAGGGAUGGAAAGUAGUGAGAGCACUGAGGAGAAGGAUGAGAAGGAGCGGGAGGAGGAGGGUGUAGUAGGGGGUAGUGCCCACGAAUGUGCACACACAGAGGCAGAUGUGUGUGUUGCAGAGCAGCAGCAGGAGGCGCCUGCUGGCUUCAUGUCAGCUGUAGUUGGGGUGUUGUAUAGAGGCUAUGAGACAGUGGCCUCCAUCCUGCACACAACUGGACCCGCUGAUCCAGGUCAUCCACUCCCCUCUGCAGAACAAUCAUGCCUCCUUUUGAGUAAUGAAGAUCAGCUGUGUUUACAAGAAGUAGAUGCAGAGAUGCUGUAUUCCUUUGAGCCAGAUGAUGAUGAUUCACUAAUUGCUGCUGGUGUGGGCAUUUCGCCACCCACGGCCUUCUCUGACACAACAGGAAAUCAGAAGAUUAGUGAGGAGAAGGUUUCCAACACUGAAUUAUCUCAGAAACCAGAGUGCUUACCUUUAAUGGAGACACGUGGGCUAAGCCUAGUGGCAAGUCUGCGACUGGCAGCCAGUGAGCAGGAGAAAGAGCGAGAGCAGGAGAGGGAGAGAAGGGAGAAAGAAAGGAUAGAAAAUAUGAAGAGGGAAGAGAGGGAAAGGAAAGAGAGAGAGGAGGCAGAGAGGAAAGAGAGAGAAAGGUUGGAGAAAGAAGAGGCAGAGAGGAAAGAGAAAGAAAGGCUGGAGAGGAAAGAGAGAGAGAGGACAGAGAGAGAGAAGUUGGAGAGGGAAGAGGCAGAGAGGAAAAAGAAAGAGAGGUUGGAGAGGGAAGAGGCAGAGAGGAAAGAGAGAGAGAGGUUAGGGAGGGAAGAGGCAGAGAGGAAAGAGAAAGAGAGGUUAGGGAGAGAAGAGGCAGAGAGGAAAGAGAGAGAAGAGGCAGAGAGGAAAGAGAGAGAGAGGUUAGAGAGGGAAGAGGCAGAGAGGAAAGAGAGAGAGAGGCUGGAGAGAGAAGAGGUGGAGAGGAAAGAGAAAGAGAGGCUGGAGAAAGAAGAGGCAGAGAGGAAAGAGAAAGAAAGGCUUGAGAGGAAAGAGAGAGAGAGGCUAGAGAGUGAAGAGGCAGAGAGGAAAGAGAGAGAGAGGUUAGGGAGGGAAGAGGUGGAGAGGAAAGAGAAAGAGAGGCUGGAGAGGGAAGAGGCAGAGAGGAAAGAGAAAGAGAGGCUGGAGAGAGAAGAGGCGGAGAGGAAAGAGAAAGAAAGGUUAGAGAGGGAAGAGGCAGAGAGGAAAGAGAGAAAGAGGCUGGAGAGAGAAGAGGCAGAGAGGAAAGAGAGAGAGAGGUUAGAGAGGGAAGAGGCAGAGAGGAAAGAGAGAGAGAGGCUGGAGAGAGAAGAGGUGGAGAGGAAAGAGAAAGAGAGGCUGGAGAAAGAAGAGGCAGAGAGGAAAGAGAAAGAAAGGCUUGAGAGGAAAGAGAGAGAGAGGCUAGAGAGUGAAGAGGCAGAGAGGAAAGAGAGAGAGAGGUUAGGGAGGGAAGAGGUGGAGAGGAAAGAGAAAGAGAGGCUGGAGAGGGAAGAGGCAGAGAGGAAAGAGAAAGAGAGGCUGGAGAGAGAAGAGGCGGAGAGGAAAGAGAAAGAAAGGCUGGAGAGGGAAGAGGCAGAGAGGAAAGAGAAAGAGAGGUUAGAGAGGGAAGAGGCAGAGAGGAAAGAGAGAGAGAGGCUGGAGAGAGAAGAGGUGGAGAGGAAAGAGAAAGAGAGGCUGGAGAAAGAAGAGGCAGAGAGGAAAGAGAAAGAAAGGCUUGAGAGGAAAGAGAGAGAGAGGCUAGAGAGUGAAGAGGCAGAGAGGAAAGAGAGAGAGAGGUUAGGGAGGGAAGAGGUGGAGAGGAAAGAGAAAGAGAGGCUGGAGAGGGAAGAGGCAGAGAGGAAAGAGAAAGAGAGGCUGGAGAGAGAAGAGGCGGAGAGGAAAGAGAAAGAAAGGUUAGAGAGGGAAGAGGCAGAGAGGAAAGAGAGAGAAGAGGUGGAGAGGAAAGAGAAAGAGAGGCUGGAGAGGGAAGAGGCGGAGAGGAAAGAGAAAGAAAGGUUAGGGAGGGAAGAGGCAGAGAGGAAAGAGAGAAAGAGGCUGGAGAGAGAAGAGGCAGAGAGGAAAGAGAGAGAGAGGCUGGAGAGAGAAGAGGUGGAGAGGAAAGAGAGGCUGGAGAGGGAAGAGGCAGAGAGGAAAGAGAAAGAGAGGUUAGAGAGGGAAGAGGCAGAGAGGAAAGAGAAAGAGAGGCUAGAGAGGCUGGAGAGGGAAAAGGCAGAGAGGAAAGAGAAAGAGAGGCUGGAGAGAGAAGAGGCAAAGAAGAAAGAGAAAGAGAGGCUGGAGAGAGAAGAGGUGGAGAGGAAAGAGAAAGAGAGGUUGGAGAGGGAAAAGGAGGAAAGAGAGAGGUUGAAAAAGGAGAAAGAAGAGAUGGAGAGGAAGAAGAGGGAAAAGGAAGAAGAGAGGAAGAAGUUGGAAAAAGAGAUGGAAGAACUUGAGAACAAGCAAAGGGAGGAGAGGGAAAAGGCAGAGGGAAAAAGGGAGCAGCAGAGGGCAGAUGAGGAAAAAAAGAAGAAAGAGGAAGAAAGAGCAAAAAACAAGAUGGAAAGUGAGAAGAACAAAAAGAGAGCAGAGGGCAGGGCAUUUGAAAGGCAGCGCAGACAAGAGAUCAUUUCUGACUCUCCAUCAGUGCAAAGCAACCAGAAAGUUGUAAAUAUCCAAUCAGCUGACUGGCCGCCACUCAGUGAGGCAGAAUUGGAUGAUAUUGCAUUUGAUGAGAGACUACAGGGGGAUGAAGAGGAGUCAGAAAGCAAAUCUGAUCCCAAAUCCGUGAAUACGAUCAACCCCAAUACUGCAAUCAAACUGGUUUCGACCAGUCCAACUGAUUCUGUCUCUGCAGCCAGACCAACAAAUAAACCCAUCUCCAGAUCAGACAAACCCGAUGACUCUGGUCUGAGAUCAGUCAAAAAACCCAAAUCCAACCUUAAAUCUGGUGCCAUCCCAGUGUGGUUGAGAGAGGAGGAGGAUGAGGAGGUGGAGUAUGAGAGAGGACAUGAGGAUCUCGGCUCCAUCUGGCUGGCAGAGCUGUACAUGGAAGGGGAAGCAGGCCCAGGCCACCCAUCCCCUGCUGUAGCCCAGAAGCCCUCCUCACUGCCCUUCAGUGAACAAACCCUUUACCAGAGCUCAGCUGCCAGUCAGCCAAAUAAGCCAGAACCUCCUGACUCCCAAACCAAUCAGGCUCAUCCUGGGCCUGUUUUGGUGUCCAAGCAAGAGGAAAGAAUCAGUCCAACGACUGCUCCCAAGGCACAAAAACAGCCAAUGAAAGGACAGAGAGAUGAUAACACAACAAAUGGUCAAAGCCUGGAGGUAGCUGCCAAUGAGGAGGGAGAACUUGUUCAGUCGUCUGUGGUACCAUGGCCCCUUCCCCCAAGCGCAAACACUACUAGCUUACACUCUGACUUAAAACACCCCAAGAUACACACUGACACACACAUCAGCAAGAUACAUGAUGACACAAAAAUUGCCAAAAUAGACACAGAUUCAUGCAAGACUCUUGAAAUGAGGGAUGACCAAGACAUGAACCAUUUCUCCAAGAGCUGCAAUUCAAAUAAGCACAUACUCCCUACCGAGACUGACAGCACACAAAUGGACAACCAUCACACAGAGACACACACCCCUGAUCACAACAAUCUCACCAAAGACCAGCAGCUCCAAGAGGAGGAGAAGUUCUUACUGGCUAAAAUUCAUCUGAUGACAGUCGACACAUCACCUGUCUCCAGCCCUCACGGCAUGAAACGCCUUGUCCCUACCCCUGGUGAUAUUGAUCUUGAUGCCCUGGAGCACACAAGCCAAUCAGAAAACACAGCUGAACUUACUGAUCACAAGCAGCACCCAGUUAUUCCCUGCUUUGACGAACUGCAGGAAAUAUCACUAAAUGAAACAGAGAAGCCGCACAGAGAGGACAAUGUGCUAAAACACAAACCGGCUGACGUCCCUGAUGGUGGAGGGAAGAAACCGCCAUCACAGCUUGGAGACACGUCCAGCACACGUACCAGUGACAUACACAUCACUCCUCCCCAUCACUGUGAGAUGAUGACAUCUCGGCUUCCUACGUUACCAGAGGAGGAAACUGCUGACAUUAAGACCCCUGAGCCAGGUCAAACAGUCAGAGAGGAAGCUGACGGGAAGGACGACACAGCUGAGGGGCUGGUGAACUCCAGCCAGUCGCUGCUCCAGUGGUGUCAAGACAUCACCAGUGGGUACCGGGGGGUAAAGGUCACAAACUUCAGCACGUCCUGGAGAAACGGCCUGGCCUUCUGUGCCAUCCUGCAUCACUUCCAUCCAGACAAAAUAGAGUUUGACCAGUUAGACCCUCAUGACAUCAAGAUCAACAACAAAAAGGCAUUCGAUGGUUUUGAAGCUCUGGGCAUCUCUCGUCUGUUGGAGCCGUCCGACAUGGUUCUUCUGUCCGUCCCUGACAGGCUCAUCGUCAUGACCUACCUCAGCCAGAUCCGCUCACACUUCACCAACCAGGAGCUGAGUGUACUGCAGAUAGAGCGCAACAGCAGCCAGUCCAGCUACGGCCUCGCCCCUUCUGGUCCUGCCCCCACCAACGUUGAUGCCGCCGCUUUCUGCAUGGCCAGACUGAAUGAGGGAGUGAGUCUAGAGGAAGGAGGAAGCAGUACGUUGGUCGUCCCGCCACCAAGGGCCAAACGGCUGGUUAAAGCUGAUGAGUCAAUAACUCCAGUCCUACCUCCGAGGUCGGUUACCAAGGCAGUCAAAUCUGGACUGACUCAGGAAGAAGACACAACAACAAACUCUGCAAGAGAAAACACUAAUAACACAGAGUCACAGACUGCAGCUGAGACAGAGCCUCCCAAGCAAGAAGCAGAAUCAAUGUGUCUGCAGGACACCAGUCAGUAUGUGCUGAGCGAGCUGGCGGCGUUGGAGACGGAACAGAAGCACAUUGACAGCAGAGCCGCUGUGGUGGAGCGACGACUGCGAAGCCUCAUGGAAACAGGAAGUGACCGUGAUGAAGAAGAGAGACUGAUCCAGGAGUGGUUCACACUGGUGAACAAGAAGAACGCUCUGAUACGCAGACAGGACCACCUGGAACUACUGCAAGAGGAGCAGGAUCUGGAGAGGAGGUUUGAGCUUCUGACCAGAGAACUACGGGUCAUGAUGGCUAUAGAAGACUGGCAGAAGUCGUCCACCCAUCAGCAGAGGGAGCAGCUGCUCCUCCAAGAGCUGGUGUCGUUGGUCAACCAACGGGACGAGAUCAUCAGAGACAUUGACGCCAAGGAGAGAGGGGCACUGGAGGAGGAUGAGCGACUGGAGCGCGGUCUAGAGAUGAGGAGGAGAAAAUACAGCAACAAAGAUAAAUGUGUCCUACAGUGAGAAGAGAGGAUGAGCACAAACAGCUUUUACUACUGAGCCUCUGAAGUUGCGAAAGAUGAUAUUUUUGUAUCUUUAUCUUCAUAAUCUAUGUGUGCAGGAUAAAAGCAUAUCUUUCAAGACUUUUGGGGCUCAUAUUUUCCUGUUAAGUUUUUUUAAGUGCCUCUAUUUUCAUGGAGAGAAACUGUGUCUUCUUUGACAGUGUUUAAUUAUUUUCAGUCUGUCUUAAUGUAGUAGUAUUAUUUAGAUUUUAUUCACCUAUUUUUAUUUAUUUAAAUGACGUGUCAGAUUGUUGUCCAUCUAUUGCACAGAUAGAGUUUUGUGUGUUUUUUUCUUCUGUGAGUUAAUUCAGUAUUUUGUUUUGGGGGGGGGGGGUCAGAAGAUCAGUCCCCUUUGUCAUGACAAGAGCUUGUCAAAAUAAAUGCAGAAAUGUGCCAUAUCCUUGUAAACUUAAUAGUUUACAGUUGCUUAUGAUAUGCAGACAUUUAAAAAGUCCUGAUCUAUUUCUGGUGAUAUUUCUCUUUCAGACAUUUCCACCCUGAAAAAUAUCUGUUAACAUGCAAAGACAUUUCAGGUAUAAAAACUGCAUGUGAUAAAUCAUGAGCUGGACUCAAUCCCUCACUGUUGUUUGUACAGGGUACAUGUUUUCAAUUGUAGGAUGAUCCCAACAUCAUAUUUUGAUAAAGCCUGAGAGCAUUUCCACUUACUGCAAUAUCAUACUUGUUUGUUUUUGUUUUGUUUUUUUUUUUUAGAUGUUAGAGAUUUAAAGUGUUGUCCAUAUUAAGGAUGCUUAAUGUGGUCUCCAGCUUUAAAUAUUUAUUUUAAGUCACACUCUGAGUGCCUUAAAUCAACCAUAGUGUGUAUGGUUGUGAUGCCUGCUUCGUGCGCAGAAAUGAAGCUGUUUCCUCGUUUCUGCAUUAUUUGACUACUGUGUGCAUGCUUUUUGAGGUGUGCUGAUAAAGUGGUACUCUGCUUCACAUCACUACUGUAUGCCUGUCACACUGUAUGAUGUUGCUGUCUGUAUUUAUGUUGAUGAAUGAUGUUGAUAAUUAUUGAAGAAAAAUAAAUAUUGGUUGGUUGCUUAAA